This is a messenger RNA of Betta splendens (Siamese fighting fish), 2888 nucleotides long. RefSeq lists its product as uncharacterized. Gene Ontology annotation, biological process: regulation of transcription by RNA polymerase II. Lineage: Eukaryota; Metazoa; Chordata; Actinopteri; Anabantiformes; Osphronemidae. The coding region runs from base 282 to 1991 and encodes 569 amino acids. The transcript is spliced from 3 exons. The record is from RefSeq and is a predicted model, not a curated record. Gene Ontology annotation, molecular function: RNA polymerase II cis-regulatory region sequence-specific DNA binding; DNA-binding transcription factor activity.
AAGUCUCGUGACGUGGGUAAAAACCCGGAUGCAGAAUGUCAGCCUGGUGACGAGACGCGUUAAAACGGGGCUACAGUAAAAGAUGUAGCUCGUCGUUAGCUAACGAUGUGACGGACCUCACGAGCGGGUUUAGUAACUUUCAUUGUUUUAACACGACGUCUGAAUUAUUAAAAUUGUUAAACAUCAAACCGAAUCCUCGGUUUGGCGAGAACAGCGGCGUUUUUUUUAAUUCAUGGACAAAGAGAAGUGCAGCGACACUGUACCAUGAUCAGUGCUCCUGGAUGGACGUGCAUCAGUUCAUUGGUGAUCUUAUCACAUCUGGAAGCACCCUGAAGGAUCAGCCAGAUGUGCUGAACGCAACAUGGGGCAUGGCCGCCGCCGCCGCCGCCGUGGGGUUCAAGGGUUUGCUCGAACCUCUCCCGCAGCCCCCGCCUCGGCCGGCUCCGGACAGCAGAGAGGCCGAGGCCGGCCGACAGGUCCAGCCUGGGGCAGCGCAGAGGAAGGGAGGGACCAGAGAUCGAGGACGAGAUGGGCACCACGCCUGCACGUGCCCCGGUUGCCCCUCCUCCACCUCCCCACCCUCCCUUGAGGCUCUAAAGCCCAGACAACCUUUGUCCUCGCCACCAAACUCAAAUGCAGGAUCCCAAAGCAAGGAGCCGAACGAUGCGAGCAGCGCCGCCGCAUCUGAGCCGAAGAGCCGGCCGCCGCGGCAGGACCCGGACCGGGUGAGUCAGAGCCCAGAGCAGACCCCGGAAUCCCCCCUGCCCACCGCGGCCUCGGGGCCUUUGUCCCAUCUCUCAGCGCUUCCCUGCUUGUGCUGCCACCGCACUCAGAUUCUGAGUCAACACGAAGCCACAGACUCCCCAUUGUCACGGGCUCAUCAUCACCACUUUCAUCACCACCACUGCCCUAUAGCGUCCUGUUUUCCGUGCCCUCAGCUCGCCCCGUCCCACCCGUCGCAGCUCUCUGGUACGUUACCCUGCCUGUCCUGCCAGCACUCUGUUCCCACCUGUGCCCAGGUCUGCCACCACCAGCACAGAGCAGCACAUCAAGAAGCUGGGAGAGUCAGGACAGCGUCUACCACAUUGUCACUGCAUCCCUGCAUGCACUGUGCUGCCUCGUUCUCCAGACCGUCUCAGCUGCUGCAGCACCAGCGCUCCGAGCACGCACACAAACCAUCCGGGUUCCUCUGCACGGAGUGCGGCCGGGCCUUCAACUCACACAGCAACCUUCGCAUCCACUUCAACGUGCACACUGGUGCCCGGCCCUACACCUGCUCUGACUGUGGGAAGAGCUUUAGCCAGUCGGGGGCUCUGAAGAUCCACCGGCGGAUCCACACGGGUGAGAGACCGUAUUCCUGUGGCUUCUGUGGCAGAGGCUUUCCCCACCUCGCGGGGGUCCGGGCCCACCAGAGGACGCACACGGGGGAGAAGCCAUACCGCUGCAACCAGUGUGGGAAGUGUUUCACCCAGUCUGGAGCUCUGAAGAUCCACACCCGCAUCCACACAGGAGAAAGACCCUUCAUCUGUAGCCUCUGUGGCAAAGGCUUUUCCAACCGUUCCGGGAUCCGCUUCCACUAUCGCACAGUCCAUGGACUGGCUGCUGACCAUGCCGUAGACAGUGGAAUCAGAGAUGCAUGUCAAGCACCAGCAGGUCGUGGCUACUCACCUGGGCGUCCGAGGAAUUUUCCAUCUGCCAACAUUGGCCUAAUUACACCUAAUAGCCCCGAUAACAACUCCCACGCCGCUUCAAAUUCCAGAGAUUCCCCUGCGCCGACAGCUGCUCAGGUGGAGGGUGCAAAACCGGGUGGAAACAAAGAGGGGCUGCCCUACGCUUGUGAGGACUGUGGGCUGCGUUUUAAAGAUGCCCCGUCCAGGAAUAGACACCAGACUCUCAUGCACUACUCCUCAGAGGUGAGAGAGGAUGAGGAGGGGGGGCCAAAGGAGAGGUUAAACACGACAGAGGGGGUCCAGAGUAACAGCAGGUUCUGAAUUAAUGCUGCUAAAGAGAAAAGGCUGAUCACAAAAGCACAUCAGUAGAUUAAAUAACAGUUAAUUGUGUAAGUAGAUAUAAAACAGAAAGCCCAACUCAAGCAAGUGUUUUUAAUUGAUUUGAUGAAAGUUCCUACUUUGAUAAUGUUGUUGUUUAAUGUGCCUUAAUGAGCAGUGAUGGAUGAGGUGUUCGUGAUCUAAUGGACAGACACUCAUGCUGUACCCUUAGUAUCCAAAAUGCCUUAAAAUAGGAGAAAGUACAAUGUUCUGUCCUAAAUACAAAUCAUUUUUUAUUGUAUUCUUUAAGAUGAUCAACCUCAGCUAAUUGUACAUUUGAUUUUUUAUCAUGUCAUCAAGGUUUGUCUAAGACUAUUUCCCAAAGACAUCCCAGUGGAUAGUCCAACAGCUGCCAACAUGGUUUAGUGGUAAAGUGUAAGGGUACUGCAGUAGACUGACUCACAGAACCACUUGGGGAUUUUGUGCUUUUUGUAUUGUAACUAUAGUCCAAUCAUUUAUCAACCAACCAGCACUUGUUUCUUGUUCAAGAAGAUGACAUGUCUGUGGAACAAGAUACUUCAAACGCAUUGUUGCACCGUUUCAAGGACGCCCUCUGGUGGUUGCACAUAUUCAUAGCCUCAAUCUUUACCACUUUAUUACAGUGUGCAAUUUAUAGUGCUCGUUUCCUUUUCUCUGUUUUUACAAAAUAAUGAAAUUCUACAUUGUUAAUAAAAUGAUUUGUGAAAACAAGUAACAUACAGUACAGAACAGUAACAUGUUGAAACUUUUGUAUUAACUUGUUAAAUAGACUGACGCACACAUUUCUGUAUGUGUUUUCUGAAAGUGCAACUUGUAAUUAAAUGUUACAAUAAUAAACAGUAUUGCCGAGACACAGAUAAA